Molecule: messenger RNA, 616 nt
Organism: Cicer arietinum (chickpea)
Lineage: Eukaryota; Viridiplantae; Streptophyta; Magnoliopsida; Fabales; Fabaceae
Source: RefSeq, a predicted model, not a curated record
AUGAGGGAAGAAUUGAGUAAGUAUGAAGGUCUGGUGGAUGUGAUUAUUGGGGAUCUUUGUGACCCAGAUGCAUUUAGUUUGUCAAUGAAUCUUUACACCAAAGAUUUCUAUGAGAGUGUGGUGAAGCAAAAGCUUAAGUCUGACGGCAUAUUUGUAACUCAAGCAGGUGCAGCUGGGAUUUUUACCCACAAAUAUGUGUUUGCUCCUAUUUACUAUACCUUGAAGCAAGUUUUUAAUCAUGUGGUUGGAUACACAGCUCACAUUCCAUCUUAUGGUGACUGUGUUGGGUUUAUCAUGGCUUCGAUGCAACCCAUCAACAUUGAUGCUGAGGAACUUGACAACAUGAUUGGAGAAAAAAUUGAGGAGGAGUUAAGGUAUCUUGAUGGGCAUGUCAUUGCAGCAUCCACUGUCCUCAACAAGUACUUGAAAAUCUCGCUUAUGGAUGAAAUGCGUCUCUUAACUGAAGACAGUGUUGGAUACAUUCGUGGACGCACUCGCCAUAGGAUUUAGGUCCCAACCUCUUAAGUACUAUAAUAAUAUCCUUAAGGGGUAACAAAUAUAUGUAUUGAAUGGAAGGGCUUUAUUAAACCUUCUUAAAUAAAUAUAUUAUUAUGAA